AGAUCAUUUAGACAAGCAACGAACAUUCGCGUUACAGGCGUCGUAUGCAACGCAAGUGUGCAUUGGUUAAGUUAACAUUGUGAAAUAAUAAGAAAAUGUCGAUUCGCAAACAUUUUGUGUUUAUUGUGUUCAGUGUGUGCGUCUAUGGCAGUUUGCAAUUGAUACCUUUGCCUGACUACAUCCAUCCAUGUUCAGAACUAAGUGACGAAUGUUUCACAAAAGCCACAAUGGACGCUAUCCCGGGAAUAGUGAAGGGAAUCCCGGAGGCCGGGAUCCCGUCCCUAGACCCACUCUAUUUGGAGAAGAACAUUAGCAUGACGCUCCCCGGAAACUUGAAGAUGACCUUCCAUAAUGCUAAGCUGGUGGGAUUGAGUACCUGUAUACCGGAUAAAGUGUCAUCUCGUCGUAAGAAGCGCACGUUUGUGUUCGACAUGCACUGCAACUUCACAGUGAGCGGACAGUACAGUCUGCUGGGCAGGCUGCUACUCUUCAACCUGGAUACUGACGGACAGGCCAAGAUCAAGAUUUACAACCAGCGCAUUCGCUUAGAGGUGGUGGAACGAGUAGUGCUGAACAAGAACGGCGAGGGUCACUACAAGAUCAACUCAUACAAGUACAAGGCUGACUACGGAACAGAUCUGAAGCUGAACCUCACCAACCUCAUCAGAGGAAACCCUGCGAUCAGUGCCCAAGUUCUUCAAGUUCUAAACGCUGACUCGCAGACGUUAGCCAAAGACUUCGGUGGCCCCAUCCUAGACUACGCCAUUGAUUAUGCUAUGAAUGUCACACAGAAAUUCUUUGACGCAUACACUUAUGACCAAAUAUCUUACGUGCCUCUUACAGAAGACUUCUUCGAGAAGGAACAGGAAUGAGAGAGAAGAGAAGAUUUAGCUUUAUCGUUCUUUAAUUUAAGAAGUUUAAAAUGUCUUUGUUUUAGCCUAAGGGUCGGUUCAUAUUUGACGGAACAUGCGUCGCGUAACACCCAGACAAAUGUGUAGAAAAACAAUUGGGUAGUAUCCUCGGUCAAAAAUAAAUUAUUACAACUUUUCAAUACAAUAAAAUAUUAAAAAAUAAUCACACUCUUGAUGAACAAUUUAAUUUUCGAUUUUUUCUAGCUAAAUUUCUAUAAAUAAGUCUGCUAUUUGACGUCAAAAACUUAUGACGUCAUAACGCACUAUUUCAUACAAAGUUCAUAGAAAAUAUCGUUUUUGACGUUUCGAAAAAAGUAUUGAAUUUGACUAGUAGGAAAGUAGCCUAUUGAUCGUUCACACUCAACCGAUGAUACGUCAGUACGACCGAUGAUACGUUCGACGUAUUUUACGUCAGAUAUGAACCGAUCUUAAAAGGGUCUUUAAAGGUAUCUCAGUUUUUAAUACGUUCUUUCAUAGUUGUCUUAUUUUAAUGUCUUUUUACCAAUCAAAUGUUUGUUUCGCUUUAUUCGUACCGAUUUGUAAAUGAGAAGAAUUUUUACUACACCCUAGACAAAUAGCAUCCGAAGGCUAGAUUCUAACAUUUGAUUUGACUGCACGGAUAACGCGGUAGCUGGGCAACUAGGUACCGUAUAACGUAUCGCGGAUUUAGUGCCCGCAUGGAACAACCCUUUGUGUGGUUCCUAAAUUGUUGUUCCAGGUCUGGAUAUCUGGAUUAAUGCUAUUUGUUUAGGGAGACAGAUAUAGAGGAAAUUGGUCCUUUUUGCAAUAUAAGUUACAGCUGUUUUUUAUUUACGAUUCUCUUUCAUCAUGAAUUUUUACACAUGUUCAAAUUAUAAAUAAGGCAGGACAUGAUUGUAUUGUGAUAGUAUUGUUUUAGUUUUAAUUAUGUAGGUUUAAUGUUAAAAUUAGUUAUAUGUAAGUUAACUAAGUAGGAAGGCUUUUUCUUAGUUUUUCCUGACUCUUUCGGAGGUAGCUCUAAGUAUAGACUGUAUGUAUGACAGUAUUUAAAAAAAUUACAAUGGGGCGACUGCCAUGACAUGCCAUGCUUUUCCACCUACAUAGGUCAGAGAUGGCGAAUUUUUUCAUGAACAUGCCAUUUCUUUAAAGAAAUAUUUUUGAUGGCACAUGUAAUGCCUCUGUCCGUCAAUCACAUAGCAACUACUGAACUGAUUUUGAUGAAAUUUGUAUACAGAAGGUAUGAGCCGACUUGAGUGAUAGGAUACUUUUUAUCCCACUCGAGCGAAGCCGCUGGCAGAAGCUUGUGUAAAUGUUUGUAUGAUAACAGAGAAUUCAGAAAACAGUCGAUCCUAAACGAAGGCAUCGCUUUAGAAAUACUAUGAACAAUAACUUGUAUUUGGACUGUUUAAUUGAUAAGUAACUUUAGACUAAUGUAUUUAAAGAUUUUUUUACUAAAAACUAUAUAGGUAUCUUGUGGAAUUAAAAGUAAAAAUAACUAUAACCAGUGAAAAUGAAUAUGUACCUACUUGAACUACAAUACUUAUUAUGUAUAUAAAAAUUAUAUGAUUGCAGAAGCCAAUUAAUAAAUAUCAUAUAUAUGUAUCUACUCAAUACUAAAUGUACAUAAUAGAAAUAAAAUAAACUUUUUUUAAUUUUACGUAUUUAUUUGUGUUAAUGAAAAUCCUUUUCCAGUUUGCAAACCAGUAUGAGAAGCCAAUCAUCCUUCAAAAAUUUUAACAUAAUAAAUGUUGGUAUUAAACUA
Molecule: messenger RNA, 2652 nt
Organism: Spodoptera frugiperda (fall armyworm)
Lineage: Eukaryota; Metazoa; Arthropoda; Insecta; Lepidoptera; Noctuidae
Exons: 5
Coding region: 96-872 (258 amino acids)
Source: RefSeq, a predicted model, not a curated record